Varroa destructor (honeybee mite) is the source of this 801-nucleotide messenger RNA. RefSeq lists its product as uncharacterized. NCBI's taxonomy places the organism in Eukaryota, Metazoa, Arthropoda, Arachnida, Mesostigmata, Varroidae. The record is from RefSeq and is a predicted model, not a curated record.
UCGACGCCUUACACAUGUGAGGUAUGCUUCUGAUUUUUGAAAUCAUCUUCUCCUUAGCGACUUCAUACUAAUACUUACAUACCUACUAACCUGCCCAUUAAAUGCUUUUGUACUAUAAAAUAAUCCCCUGCCGCUUGAAAUAUGAAUGAAUAAUCAGAAGAUCACUCUUCGUUCCCAUAAACGACGAACUGCUUGGUAUUAUGUAGAAAUAGCUAAAUAAUUUGAGUUUUACGUCGAACACCGCUGUUUCAUUUCAUCAGACAGGUCGUUCCGAGCACGAAGUUCGAACAUUGAUCACUACGUGUGCCAUGUUUACAGAUCCUGCACAAACGCGUCAAACUUGGCUGAUAACUCGAUGGACUACAGGUUACUGGUUUUAUCAAUCAAAACAAAUGGGCGCAAAAUUUAUCAGCUCGAUGCCUCUAAUUAGUUUGGAACCUUGCGUCCGGUAUCACCUUCCAUCAAUUAAGUGGUGCAUCAAGCGGUUGGCUCCCAGCACGAAAAGAAGUCUGUCUAUGCCCGAGUUGGAAGCUAGACCAGGAAGUGUCCCCAGUAUUGUCAGGCAAAAUUAUCACGGAAACACAUUCAGGACGGUUGACGAUACUUUAUAUCUAUAUUUUCUUACCCAGUUAACAGGCCGUUUGCCAUCCGAGCUGCCUCCUCACAUCGGAUUUUAGACCGCGGUGAACACGGAGCUCCUUCAGAUUCAAGAUCCAAUCUUUGUACUGAACAAACCCCUUCGAACAGUUCUUUACUAUGUCUCCACUUUACAAAGCAUCGUAUUUUAGGUUGCUACGCCAG